Messenger RNA from Medicago truncatula (barrel medic), 2180 nucleotides. Its product is annotated as glutathione hydrolase 3. The record is from RefSeq and is a predicted model, not a curated record. Lineage: Eukaryota; Viridiplantae; Streptophyta; Magnoliopsida; Fabales; Fabaceae. Gene Ontology annotation, cellular component: plasma membrane. The coding region runs from base 95 to 1966 and encodes 623 amino acids. Gene Ontology annotation, molecular function: glutathione gamma-glutamate hydrolase. The transcript has 7 exons. Gene Ontology annotation, biological process: glutathione catabolic process.
GUCAAACAUAAUAAUAACAAGUAACCACUACAUAGUAAAACACUCACCUUAAUCUCUUCAUUUAGUUCAACUGAAUCUUCCUCAAAAUCAGAUAAUGGAUUCUCCUUUGUUGGGACCAAAUCAUCAUGUUUCUUUCAACAAAUUCAACAGAAAGUUUUUUCUAUGUUUUCUUCUCCUCUUUGUUGCUGUCACAACCAUUGUUGGGCUAGGAGUAAGAGGAAACAUAAGUUUUUGGAUAUUGAAAGGGACAGAAAGAUAUAAUGAAGGAAAAACAGCCAAUCAAGGACAUGUUAUUGAGUCGGAACUUGGAGUUGUUGCAGCUGAUGAUGCUCGGUGUUCUGCAGUUGGUGUUUCAAUGCUUAGGCUUGGUGGACAUGCUGUUGAUGCUGCAGUGGCUGCUGCGUUAUGCGCUGGUGUUGUUUUCCAAGCUUCAAGUGGCAUAGGAGGCGGUUCUUUCAUGGUUGUGAAAUCUUCUUCUAGCUCCAAAGCACAAGCUUUUGACAUGAGAGAAACCGCUCCUUUAGCUGCUUCACAGAAUAUGUAUCAAACCGAUCCCGAAGCUAAGUUCUUAGGUGCCUUGUCGGUGGGAGUUCCUGGUGAGUUAGCUGGCCUUCAUGCAGCCUGGUUGAAACAUGGAAGAUUGCCAUGGAAGACCUUAUUCCAACCAGCUAUAGGUCUUGCGAAAAAUGGUUUCACAGUGUCUCCUACUCUCGAAGAAUACCUAGCUAAUGAUGAAAAUAAGAUAAUGAGUGAUCCUGGAUUAAGAAAUAUUUAUGCACCGAAUGGAACUUUGUUAAAAGGAGGGGAGGUGUGUAGUAAUGUGGAACUGGGGAAAAGCUUAGAGAUAUUGGCAGAGGAAGGGCCACAAGCUUUCUACAACGGAACCAUUGGCGAGAAGUUAGUAAAGGAUGUCACAGAAGUCGGUGGUAUUUUAACAGUGGAGGAUUUACGAAAUUACAAGGUGGAAAUUACUGAUGCAAUGACUGUCAAUGUAAUGGGAUAUACUAUACAUGGAAUGCCGCCUCCUUCAAGUGGAACACUCGCUCUUUCUCUGGUCCUAAACAUCUUGGACAGUUACGAAAGUCCGGAUUCUGUAAAGGGAAAUUUAGGUAUACACAGACUAAUAGAAGCUUUGAAACAUACGUUUGCUAUCCGAAUGAACUUGGGGGACCCCGACUUUGAAAAUAUUAGUGGAACUUCAUCCGAAAUGCUUUCCAGAUCUUUCGCACAAACUAUUCAGCGCCAAAUACUUGAUAACACUACAUUCCCUCCAGAGUACUAUAUGGACAGGUGGAGCCAACUUAGAGAUCAUGGAACAAGCCAUUUGUGUGUUGUAGAUGCCGAUAGAAAUGCGGUAUCAUUGACAACAUCUGUAAACUGGCAUUUUGGAGCGGGGAUUCGUUCUACUUCAACUGGUAUUGUCGUCAAUAAUGAAAUGGAUGACUUCUCCACACCUACUGAUAUAUCUCCUGAUAAACUACCUCCAGCUCCGACAAACUUUAUUGAACCAAACAAAAGGCCAUUGUCUUCCAUGACUCCUAUUAUCAUUACAAAGGAUGACCAAUUGGUCGGGGUGAUUGGCGCAAGCGGUGGAAUGAGCAUUAUUCCAGCAGUGACGCAAGUAUUUCUUAAUCAUUUCAUCUUAGGAAUGAAACCAUUGGAUGCAGUUUUGAGACCAAGGGUCUAUACCAAGCUAUUACCGGAUACAGUUUCCUACGAGAACUUGAUUGAUCGUGAUGGUGGUCACAUCGAACUUUCAGAUGAAAGUAGGCUUUUCCUGAAAGAAAGAGGUCAUAAACUGUGUGUAUGUCAAGGAAAAGCUAUUACUCAACUUAUUGUUCAUACUCCCAAAACACCUUUGAACAUUAAUAGGAAAAUUGGUGAAAAUGCCGAUUCACAUGUAAAGCGCGGCACUCUAACAGCAGUAAGUGAUCCAAGAAAAGGCGGUUGUCCAGCUGCUGUAUAAAUAAAUCAAUUCAUCUUUUGUCUAAAUCGAUCAAUUCAUAUUGAAAUUUGUAAAAUUCAAAAAUGUCAAUAUAUAAUUCAUUAUUUAACCGGAACAUUUGUCCAGUCAUUGUUACAAUCUAUUCAUGUAUGUAGUGCUUUCUCGAAGCUAUUUCUGGAAGGAUGAAUUAAGUGUUUGGAUUAGUUCUGUUUAGUGCACUUUGUAAAUUAUUUAA